Molecule: messenger RNA, 447 nt
Organism: Cebus imitator (Panamanian white-faced capuchin)
Lineage: Eukaryota; Metazoa; Chordata; Mammalia; Primates; Cebidae
Gene: ROMO1
Product: reactive oxygen species modulator 1
Exons: 3
Coding region: 133-372 (79 amino acids)
Biological process (GO): protein import into mitochondrial matrix; protein insertion into mitochondrial inner membrane
Cellular component (GO): TIM23 mitochondrial import inner membrane translocase complex
Source: RefSeq, a predicted model, not a curated record
GGCUGCAGUCCUGGGUCCCAGGCUCCCGGAAGUGCUGCUGCGCGCUCCGGAAACGAUUCAUCGGGCCGCUAGCGCCCUCCCCGUCGUUUUCCGUGACAGACGUAGAGCUAAGCGACCGAGGCCGCGAGCGAGAUGCCGGUGGCCGUGGGUCCCUACGGACAGUCCCAGCCAAGCUGCUUCGACCGCGUCAAGAUGGGCUUCGUGAUGGGUUGCGCCGUGGGCAUGGCGGCCGGGGCGCUCUUCGGCACCUUUUCCUGUCUCAGGAUCGGAAUGCGAGGUCGGGAGCUGAUGGGCGGCAUUGGGAAAACCAUGAUGCAGAGUGGCGGCACUUUUGGCACAUUCAUGGCCAUCGGGAUGGGUAUCCGAUGCUAACCAUGGUUGCCCACUACAUCCAUCCUUUCCCAUCAGUCCCAGCCCAUGUACUAAUAAAAGAAAGUCUUUGAGUAG